GUUCUUCCACCUCCCCCUCCACGCUACACCAUCCCUGUCGCAUACGCGGCGGGGGCGGCGAAUGGUAUGGCGGUUCCCGUUGUGGAAACGAAUAACACUGUAACUCACCCAGAGGGUGGUUGUCCAUUGCAAGUUGGCGAGGGAACAUACACGCUUCAAGAUGAUCUACUUCUCGCAACCCCGCCUCCUCACCCCUCCGAAGCUCCCAUCGUCAACCCUAACCCUCUUGCGACGAUACCCACACCCCCCACCUCUGGCGUAAAGUUAUCGCUCGUCAGUCUCGAUCCGCGAAAGAAGCCCCCGACUUUCUUGACAUCCGCCGUUACAGCCCCCCAAUUUGGCGAUGGAAAUCCGGCUCUUGCGGCGCCACCGGUAACAUCAAAGGAUGCUUUGAAGCGAAGAAAGCCGAAGAACAACAUCAUCAAGAGCAGCUCUUCCUUCGUUUCACGGGUCAUCACAAAUGAGACAUCUGCCAAGAGAUUGAGCGAGCGUGAUCCGAAUGGUGUAUUUGCAUUUGCAAAUAUCAAUCGAGCAUUCCAAUGGCUCGACCUCAGUUCACCGACAAAGGAGGAACAUCUUACCAAAGUCCUUUUCACCAAAGCACACAUGAUAUGCCACGAUAUCAAUGAACUCACUAAGACAACAUCACACUUGGACAUCGUGAUGGGCUCUUCUGCAGGCGACAUCAUUUGGUAUGAGCCUAUGUCACAGAAGUACGCGCGCAUCAACAAGAACGGCGUGAUUAACAGCUCUCCUGUCACACAUAUCAAAUGGCUUCCUGGGUCUGAGAACCUAUUUAUUGCCUCACACGCCAAUGGAGCGUUGGUAGUGUAUGACAAGGAGAAGGACGAUGCGCUGUUCACUCCGGAGGUGAAUGGCAAUAGUGAACAGGAGGCCGGACGCUUACCCUUGGAUAUUCUCAAAUCUGUGAACUCACGAAAUCAGAGAACCAAUCCUGUCUCAUUCUGGAAAUUAGCAAAUCAAAAGAUCUCGAGUUUCUCCUUCUCACCAGACCAACGACAUUUGGCCGUCGUGCUCGAAGAUGGAUCGCUGCGGCUAAUGGAUUAUCUAAAAGAAGAGGUAUUGGAUAUAUUCCGCAGCUAUUACGGCGGGCUUAUCUGCGUCUGCUGGUCACCAGAUGGCAAGUACAUCGUUACCGGAGGCCAGGAUGACUUGUUGACAAUCUGGUCUUUCCCCGAGCGCAAGAUCGUCGCCAGGUGCCAGGGCCAUAAUUCUUGGGUCUCGGCCGUCGCAUUCGAUCCGUGGCGCUGUGAUCAGAAAACAUACCGGAUUGGCAGCGUUGGCGAUGACUGCCGCCUGCUUCUAUGGGAUUUCAGCGUCGGCAUGCUCCACCGCCCCCGGGCACACCCGCAAGCCUCGACUCGAAACCGGUCCAGUAUCAUUUUGCCAAACACGCAAACCGCCAACCGUCACCGUGCAGAUAGCGGGGAUAAUCGGAUGCGAUCAGACUCCAACGGUACCGAGCAGACCAGCGAAGAUAUCGAUCCGACCAUGAGUCACCCCGUGGAACCUCGGUCCCGCACAGGUCUACUGCCCCCGAUCAUGUCCAAAAUCGUCGGCGAAGAUCCCACCACCUGGCUCGGUUUCCAGAAAGACUGCAUCAUGACUUCGUCUUUAGAAGGCCAUAUCCGCACUUGGAGUCGGCCUAGCGAUAGCGUCGUGAAGUCAUGA
Messenger RNA from Penicillium bovifimosum, 1692 nucleotides. Its product is annotated as WD40 repeat domain-containing protein. The transcript is spliced from 5 exons. Gene Ontology annotation, biological process: carbon catabolite repression of transcription. The annotation marks the transcript as partial. The record is from RefSeq and is a predicted model, not a curated record. Gene Ontology annotation, molecular function: protein binding. NCBI's taxonomy places the organism in Eukaryota, Fungi, Ascomycota, Eurotiomycetes, Eurotiales, Aspergillaceae. Gene Ontology annotation, cellular component: cell tip; nucleus; cell division site.